Echinococcus granulosus is the source of this 3666-nucleotide messenger RNA. RefSeq names its product Host cell factor. The coding region runs from base 1 to 3666 and encodes 1221 amino acids. Lineage: Eukaryota; Metazoa; Platyhelminthes; Cestoda; Cyclophyllidea; Taeniidae. Gene Ontology annotation, biological process: regulation of DNA-templated transcription; chromatin remodeling. Gene Ontology annotation, molecular function: transcription coactivator activity; protein binding. The transcript has 15 exons. Gene Ontology annotation, cellular component: histone methyltransferase complex. The record is from RefSeq and is a predicted model, not a curated record.
AUGGCGGCGCCAGCGCCUGUGCUUAAAUGGAAAAAAGUGACAACGGCUUCGGGCAAUGUUCCGCGUUCUCGUCACGGUCACAAAGCAGUUGCGCUCAAGGACCUCAUUGUUAUUUUUGGUGGUGGAAAUGAGGGAAUCGUUGAUGAACUCCACGUUUUCAACACAUCACUUAAUCAAUGGUUUUUGCCGGCGGUACGAGGCGAUAUUCCACCGGGAUGUGCUGCUUUUGGGAUGAUAUCGGAGAAUACACGUGUCUUGCUAUUCGGCGGCAUGUUAGAAUACGGGAAGUAUUCCAACGAGCUUUACGAGCUGCAGGCGUCCAAGUGGGAGUGGAAGCGCCUUAAACCUAAGCCUCCUAGGAAUGGACCUUUGCCUUGCCCGCGAAUAGGUCAUAGUUUUACACUCGUGGGUCAGCGUGCUUUCCUUUUCGGUGGAAUCACGAAUGAUAGCGAAGAUCCGAAAAACAACAUCCCAAGGUAUCUUAACGAUCUAUAUACGCUAGAACUUCGGCCUAAUUCCUCAGCCAUGUGCUGGGAUAUUCCAAUUACUUACGGUCAGCCACCUUCGCCUCGAGAAUCUCAUACCGCUGUUGCAUAUCAGGUUAUGGAUGGGUUAAUUAAAAAAUGGCGUCUUUUGGUGUAUGGUGGCAUGACGGGAUGUCGCCUCGGUGAUCUUUGGCAACUAGAAAUUGACACAAUGACAUGGACAAAACCCUCUAUUUCGGGCGAUCUCCCUGCUCCUCGCAGUCUGCACAGUGCUACAGUGAUUGGUAAUCGUAUGUUUGUAUUCGGUGGAUGGGUACCUCUGGUUAUGGAUGAUAUGAAAACAACUGUCGAAAAAGAAUGGAAGUGUACGAACACACUUGCUAGCCUCAAUCUCGAUACAAUGUCGUGGGAGUCGAUCCAAAUGGAAAUCUUCGAUGACAGUCUUGUUCCGCGUGCGCGAGCAGGUCAUUGUGCAGUUGCCGUCAGCACACGUCUUUAUAUAUGGUCUGGUCGUGACGGUUAUAGGAAAGCUUGGAACAAUCAGGUGUGCUUCAAGGAUUUAUGGUUUUUGGAGACGGAUAAACCGCCCGCCCCAAGUCGAGUUCAGCUUGUCCGAGCCGGCACACAGAGUCUUGAUGUCACGUGGGGUUCCGUACCGACAGCUGAUGCCUACAUACUUCAAAUUCAGAAAUAUGAUGUCUCAACACCCUCAUCUACUCAAAGUCCCCCAGUGGGUUCCCGAAUGAAUCCUACUCUUGCGAUUGAUGCUCCUCAAGCCAAGUCUCCAGUCAGUGGAAUGACAUCAUCAGGUGCAACGAGUCAACGUUUUGCGACUCCGUCAACUGUCGCUGUUAGUGCUGCUUCCUUGCAAGCUUUAGCGAACGUAGCUACGGCCACGCCUGUGCGCGCGGUUUCUGCAAUGGCUAGUCCCCAAACAGCAUCUGUUGUCGGAGUUGCUGCUAGCCAACGGGUUCCAACAGUCGUUACCCCAACAGGACUCAAAAUUACCCCCGUUCCCAGCAGUGCAGUAACUGGUCGUGCAGCGAUCCUUGUUGCAGCUCAAUCACAACAGCAACAUCCUCAGUCAGCAGGCUUAAUUCGAGCGGCAAACGUGGUUACGGCCCCAACAAAGCCACAAAUAAUCGCAGCGGGUACCGCAAAACAGAUUGUUACGUCCAAUGCCAGCGGUUCGAGUGGUAUUACUUUGAGUUCGGUGACAUCUAGUGCCACGCCUAGUGGUUCAGGAUCGACCGGUCCUGUCGUACAUCUCGUCAAGACCCCAACCGGAUUGAUUCGGCCCAUAAAAUUUCUAUCUCCUGCAAAUGCCGUCGGUCAACAACAGCAUAUUGGUGUUUCACCAAAGACUAUUUCCAUCCAUGCACCCCAAGGUAGCAACCCCAAGGUGAUUAAGACAUUCCCCGCCAAUGUGAUUCAAAAAUCGGGUGCCGGUAAGCCAAUUUUCAUCACAAGUGGGACGUCUGCACGUCCAGCUACACCAGCAGUAGACAACGCUUCGAGCAACUCCGUUUCUAGGCAACCACAAGUCGUCAUUGUUGGAUCGACCGGUAACAUGGUUAAUACUGGGCAAGGUAAUGUUUGUGCCGCUCCGGCCCGACCUUUGACCAAAACUUCGAGUUCUUCAACCCUUGGUAAUGAUCAGGAUGGAGGACAAGUAGAUUCAAGCAAAGCUCUUGCUCCUACUUUGCCUCAACUUGACGGAAUGGUGGAUGAGGCGGGUAAUGAGUCUGAUUCUGCAUGUGGGGACUUUAAAGAACAAUGGGCGGACCGUACUAAGGAGACUGAAGCCAUUCAGGUGGCAGAUUCGGAUGUCAAGAAGUGCGAUUUAACUAGCGUCACUGAUGUGAGUGCUUUAGUGGAUAACAUGGCAGCUGAAGCAGCUGCCGAGUUAUUGGCAGAUGUUGAAAGUACUUCUGCUGACAUACCCACUUCCGCAUCAGGUGCUGAUAGCAGCAAGCUUUCAGUUACCGUUGGAAACGCCUCCGAGUUAUCUGAUGCUGUUUUCCAUUCUCGUCCCCAGGUGGGAAGUGGUGGCAGCGGGAACAACAAAACUGCAUCAAAGACCAAUGACCCGCUUGUGACUCUGGCAUCUGUUGCAACUAAUCGUGGGGAUAAUACCGAAGAAGACGAAGGUCAGGCAGAUAUGGAAUCGCUCCUUGAAAACCCCAAAAGGCUUCAGGAGCAGUCAACGCGCUCGAUUCCUCUUAACGUUGCAGUCCCAAUGCCUCCGUCGAAGGUGACUUUGACGCCUCGAAUAUUGACUCCUUCGGUCACUUCUGCAGUGGGCGCAGGAGGAAAUCAGCUCAUUCAGGCUAAUGUACCCACAGGCGCGAUGCUGACAAGUCGUAGCGACAGUGCGUGGCACGACGUUGGUGUUAUCAAGCAGCCGAAGUACUCGGUCUCAAUGUACUCAGCGAAUACAAACGACGCUGGAAUCAGUGUUGAGGCACUUGAUGCCCUCCAAGGUCCCAACGGAAUCGGUCCUAACGGCAUUCCUCCACAAGGUCCAAAAAUUGCUCUUACACCGGGUACAGCCUACAAGUUUCGUGUUGCUGGUUUGAACGCUUGUGGUCGAGGUCCCUGGUCUGAAAUAUCCGCCUUUAAAACCUGCUUACCAGGUUUUCCAGGUGCCCCAAGUGCCAUUAAAAUUACGACAAAUGAACAGGGUGCCCAGCUAACAUGGGAACCACCACAAAAUACGGCUGGCCGUAUAAUCGAAUAUUCUGUUUAUUUGGCUGUUAGAUCUCAAUCAGGAACCGGAAAAGAAUUACAAGAAGCAAAAAUGGGAACAGUGCCUUCUGGUAUGGCGUUCGUUCGUGUCUACGCAGGUCCGCAGCCAAGUGCUCUAGUCAUGCACACAGUCCUUGCUAAGGCUCAUUUAGAUGUGAGCUCUAAACCUGCCGUGAUUUUUCGCAUCGCCGCAUGCAACGAAAAGGGUUACGGCCCGGCCACACAGGUGCGCUGGCUUCAAGAGUCCCACACCUUCGGACAAGGAGUGGCACCUGGCAGCAUGCCGGCCGAUGCAGCCCCCGGCGGGGUAUCACCGACCUCGGGGAGCUUGAAAAACACUCCGCCUCCGGAGGGUCCCCAGCCUUCUGGACCUACUGAAGGAACCUAUAUAUCUCCUGUGAAGCGCAUUAAGAAACAAGAUGACCAAACUUAG